AAGGCUUAUCACACGUAUCACAUAGUUCGUGAAAGUCUAUCGUAAAGAAACCGAUAACAAAGUCUAUAAAUGUGCACUAUUACUUUACUCUUCAUUUAUGACUUCAAAACAUGAGGGUAGGAGUGGAAUUGCUGUGCUUUAUAGGUGCAAGCGUGCUUGCAGUUUUAGGAAACGACCAAAUUAAUACUGCUGUUUUGACCCUUCACAAUCAGUACCGAGCAAAGCAUGGGGUACCUGCGCUGGUGUUGGACUCAGAGAUGAACCGCUAUGCGCAAGAAUGGGCCAACCAGCUUGCAAAGACGUCGACGUUUUCUCACCGUCCAAACAACAAAUACGGGGAAAACUUGUAUUGGGGCUCGUAUCCUGGAGAAACAGAUUUGCAGAUAUCACAGAGAGGGGUGAAAGCCUGGUACGAUGAAAACAAAUUUUACAAUUACGAUUCCGAGACUGUACAAACAAAGGCUUUGCAUUUUACGCAAGUAAUUUGGCGAAGCUCUCGGAGAUUGGGUAUUGGUGUUGCAAGAGGCAACAACGGAGUGUACUUGGUCUGCAACUAUGACCCACGUGGUAACUUUGUGGGACAAUUUAGAGCAAACGUACCAAGACCUACCGGUUAAUUUAGGCAAUAAAGUUGGUGGAACCACAGGUUGGGGUGGUUUUCCCAAAACGGUGGCGGUUUCCCUGUACGAGGCUAAUGGAUGUUUGUUGGUCUAAGUGUUCGUAGGAGGGGUCCUGGGAACCAUUCUGCAUCUUGGAAACGACUUUGGUGUUGAUAUUUACA
Molecule: messenger RNA, 781 nt
Organism: Photinus pyralis (common eastern firefly)
Lineage: Eukaryota; Metazoa; Arthropoda; Insecta; Coleoptera; Lampyridae
Product: Golgi-associated plant pathogenesis-related protein 1-like
Exons: 4
Coding region: 111-617 (168 amino acids)
Cellular component (GO): extracellular region
Source: RefSeq, a predicted model, not a curated record